AUGACGAUUUACCAAAAUAUUACUGAAGAUGGAGAGGGGGAAACCUACGAGCGCCUGUUUUGCUCUCAGGAAUUAACUGUAGGAAUUCACGGCCAUCUGAUAUUUCUUUCGGUGUUCAAUUUCUUACUGGCCAUUUGUUCAUCUCUGGGGAAUAUUCUGAUCCUGAUUGCCCUUCACAAAGAGACAUCUCUUCACGCACCGUCCAAACUGUUUCUCCGAUCCUUGGCUUUAACUGAUCUCCUCGUUGGCGUCAUCUCCGGGCCUCUAACUAUCACCUACUGGAUGUCCGCGGUCAGAAAGCGGUGGGAUGACUGCUACAACACAUUUUUCACGAGCAUCAUCGUGGGUUAUCUUCUUUGUGGCAUGUCUUUGUUGACAGUGACUGCAAUAAGCGUGGACAGACUUCUUGCCUUGUCAUUGGGACUGAGAUACAAACAAACUGUGACUCUGAACAGGGCACGAGCGAUCGUUCUUGUAUUCUGGAUUUUUUGCACGGUAUGCUCCGCGUUGCAUGCACAUAAUGCUCGCAUAACAACUUGGUGCACCCAUAUAACGAUACCUGUUUGUUUCGUGACCUCAGUUUCGUCUUAUACAAUGAUUUUCAGGAAACUCCACCAACAUGAAAUUCAAGUGCACAGCAACAUUAUCCAGUGUGAGCAAUCAAGCAACUCAAGUUCAGGGCCACUAAAUAUUUCUCGGUACAGAAAAGGAGUGUCCAGUGUAAUGUGGCUGCAGUUAGUAGUAGCUCUUUGUUAUCUUCCACAUGGUAUAACUACAGCUUUGUGGACCUAUAGUGGAAAGUCGUCCUCUGUUACAGUGCUCAGACAAUUUACAGUGACUUUAGUUUACUUGAAUUCAGCUCUAAACCCAUUGCUUUACUGCUGGAAGAUCAGAGAAGUGAGACAAUCUGUGAAAGAAAUAAUUAGAAACACACUUUGCUGCUCAUGAGGUGCAAGGCUGGAAAUGGUCUUCCCCUCCUUCCCUUGUUGCUUUCUUGAAUUGAUGAAGGCUUGGGGUUUGGUUAGAGCCGCGCAUACUCUCUCUCCAACAGUGGCCCUUUCUUCUAUAAUAUUUCCAGCCCUUUCACGGACUCCUUGCUAAGACUGAAGUUGUCGUCGUUCGAAGAAAACAGUGUUAAACGCGAUUAAUUUCCUGCAUCAAUAUGACAGAUUUGGGCAAGUAGUGACUGUGAAAGAGAACAGGUGUUCUUUUCAAAUGAUGCACUUUCUAAUUUCAAGAUAUCAAGCAAGAUGGAGAUUAGGCUGAUAUUACCAUUUCUCUCAACUGUGGUGUUUGUCAACUACAAUAAAUUUUUUUGCUAAUUUGUGUGAAAAAAUCGACGAAACUUACAUUGUAAGGCUAGAGGCAUUUAACUGAGUAAAAGGAAACUUAAUCUAUUUUUAGAAGGAAUUUCCAUCGGUUAAAUAUUAGAUAUGCAAUACGCUUGACGUAUAACUCGUCCUGUUUUAAAAUAAAAUAAGAAUUUGCUUGGUACAAAUUUGUUCGUAUUUCGGUGACUAUAGUUUCAUCCCGUAUUAUCAUUUACAUUUCAGAACCAUAUUUGUAUAUUCCUUGUGCUCUAUUGUUGUCAUAUAAUUUGAAAAUUUGAGAUCAGACUCGUCUAACAGGAAAGGAAACACCUUUCUAAUAG
This is a messenger RNA of Stylophora pistillata, 1651 nucleotides long. RefSeq names its product melanocortin receptor 4-like. Gene Ontology annotation, biological process: G protein-coupled receptor signaling pathway. NCBI's taxonomy places the organism in Eukaryota, Metazoa, Cnidaria, Anthozoa, Scleractinia, Pocilloporidae. Gene Ontology annotation, molecular function: G protein-coupled receptor activity. The record is from RefSeq and is a predicted model, not a curated record. Gene Ontology annotation, cellular component: membrane.